AUGGCAAAGCGACAAGUGGUGGAGGCGUUUGAUCGGACAAUACAAGAUAUCACUGGGGUGGCACUCCCUUUUGAUGGAAAGAUAAUGGUUUUGGGAGGCGAUUUCAGGCAAGUAUUGUCAGUCGUAAGACGUGGGACACGGGCACAAUACUAUCAACAAAAAAUGAUAGUGAUGGAGUUGAAGAAACAGUGGACAGAAGUUUUAUUCACAUCCCAGAUGAUAUGGUAUGAAUCAGAUUAUAUAAUAUCGUGGACAAUACUAUCAACAAAAAAUGAUAGUGUCGAUGCGAUUAACGAUUACAUGAUCGAUCGAUUUCACGGAGAAGAGAGAAUCUACUAUAGUGUCAAUGAAGCCAUAGAUGAUAAAAAUGGAUUCUAUCCGUUGGAAUUCUUAAACUCGAUUAGUGUUAGUGGUUUACCUCCGCAUUAUCUUCGAUUAAAACUUGGAUGCGCGAUAAUAUCAAAUAGUUGUUGGUCAAUAUGCUGGAAAAUGAUAUUUUUGCCUAAGAUUCCUUUAUGUCCAUCUGAUGAUGAUAUGUUCCCAAUCAAGCUGAAGAGGAAACAAUUUCCUAUUCGAUUGUGCUUUGCAAUGACAAUCAACAAAGCUCAGGGACAAACAACUCCAAAUGUAGGUAUCUAUCUUCCAGACCCAAUAUUCUCGCAUGGACAUCUUUAUGGUGCAUUGUCCAAAGGGGUUUCACGUUGCAAUACAAAAGUAUUAGUGAAGUCUAACAAAAAUUCAAAAGGUGAUGGGGUUUAUACAACAAAUGUGGUGUAUAAAGAAGUAUUACACGAUUAA
Molecule: messenger RNA, 798 nt
Organism: Lactuca sativa (garden lettuce)
Lineage: Eukaryota; Viridiplantae; Streptophyta; Magnoliopsida; Asterales; Asteraceae
Biological process (GO): telomere maintenance; DNA repair
Molecular function (GO): DNA helicase activity
Source: RefSeq, a predicted model, not a curated record